Messenger RNA from Penicillium concentricum, 1737 nucleotides. Its product is annotated as putative poly(ADP)-ribose polymerase PARP. Lineage: Eukaryota; Fungi; Ascomycota; Eurotiomycetes; Eurotiales; Aspergillaceae. The record is from RefSeq and is a predicted model, not a curated record. The transcript has 5 exons. The coding region runs from base 1 to 1737 and encodes 578 amino acids. Gene Ontology annotation, molecular function: NAD+ poly-ADP-ribosyltransferase activity.
AUGGCUUCCAACGAACCGAUAGACAAGCCGAUAGACAAGCUAACCGGCGACAUGAAGGGGUUGGUCAUCGGUGCCAGUGGUACAAUCCCUGGAUAUCAACAUGGACAAAUCAAGCGGCUGGUCGAAAGAUGUGGUGCGAGGUUUGCCACAAUGAAUAUGAGUGAAUGUACUCAUCUGGUGACAACAGAAAAUUAUCUCAAGAGAAAGUCGAAAAAGAUCAAUCAGGCUCAGGAACUACAUGAUUGCAAAAUUGUGGACAUGGAUUGGCUGCUCAAGAAGAUUACAAAGCAUCUUCCGGAGAGUGUUCAGAAGGAAAUCAUGAAGGAGAAAGACAAAGACAUCAAGGCCAAAGGCAAAAAGCGUGAGCGAGAAUCUUCACUUGUGGACGACGAAGGCAGCCCUUUGAAGAAAACGAAGGAUGAAGAACAGAUCAAGGUCAAGUUUCUGAUCGAACUAGUUGACGAGAAAUACCCAGAUCUGAACACUACGCUUUCCGUUUGGCAGGAUGACGCAGGACUGAUAUGGGAUGCCACGUUGGUCAGAGCUGGUGUGAAAAAACAAGUCGAAAUUUUGCGUCUCCAACUUCUCGUUCAUCGCGAGUCGCAAAAGUUCCACACAUGGGACUUGCAGUGCCAAUUUGGAUCAUCAAAAUCAUCAAAAUCGGUUGGAGAUGUGGGAACCCUCGAGUCGGCCAAGGAUACGUUUGAGGAGAAGUUCAAGAUGUUCAGUGGUUUAGCUUGGGAAGACCGACAUGGUACUCCCACUUCCAAAGGCUGGAUUUUCCUUGAACUGCAUCAUAGGGAGGUUCCCAUCUUCUCCAGCGAGGUCAGCUCGUUGCCUGCAAGCGUUGAAAACGUUUUGAAAAUCAUCUUCGCAACAGGAAACUUGAAGAAAUACCUUAAUGUGCUAAACAGUCACGGACGGAGUGUUUCGCUCAAAAAGAAAGUGGACAAGAAGAAACUCCUGGUUGGGAUUGCAGUUUUGGGAAAGCUGAUGGAGCUCACAAAUCAUGAGCUGGCGCCUGGCAAACACUCCCAAGUAAAGGAGAGAUUGUGCAAGAUCUACGGAAGCUUGAUUUUCAUAAAUCGGACUCUUUCUGACGCCAGUGACACCGUCAGACAGGAACUGGAAUCCCUCGAGCUCUUACUCAAGUUGCGCGAUGCUAGCGAGAUUCUGGAAAGAAAUUCUCAGUCUGCCUCAUUAGCCAUGAGCCAAAUAUCCCAUGAGAUCCUCGGCGUGUUCCGUCUCGAACGUCCCGGGGAAGCAGAGCGUUUCGCCCAGUGGGAAAAGGCAAACCUUGCUAAUAUCGGUGACCGGCGACUUCUGUGGCAUGGCUCGGCGUCUAGCAAUUUUGCAGGGAUCUUGACUCAAGGGCUGCGUAACGAUGGCAUUGCCAGUCUCGAUGGGAAGGCCUUCAUUCCUGGGGUAUUCUUUGCCGACAUAUCCACAAAGUCGGCAGGAUAUUGCCGCCUGAAAGGGGAAGCCUUGAUGUUGCUAUGUGAAGUCGAGCUGGGCACAUCCUCGUCCCUUUCCCAUCAUGUUCUUGGCCGCACUAUUCAUAAAAAAUGGUGUGAUGCUGGAUAUAUUCACCCAGAUUUCAAGGGGUCUAUGGUGCCAGAUCUUCACGCCGGAACAAUGACUGUAAACGGCACGCCGAAUCUUUACCACUCUGAGUAUGUCGCAAAAAGCCCAGCACAGAUUCGCCAACGGUAUCUGUUCCAUGUCAAGCUUGUUUGA